AUCAUGAUCAACUGCUUCUCAGCUAGGGUGGGCUGAACUCCAGCGCACGGCAUCGCAACCACACCACACCACACACCGAGCGAUGCUGUCGAGGCUAGUCCAGCAGAGAGCGCAAGCCCAGGCUGCCCUGCUGCGGCGGAGGAUAGGAUCCGCAGCGCGGGCCACGGCGGAAACGCCAGCGGCAGGGCAACUACGACAACCUCAGAUCCCGCGACAGCACCAACGACGCACCCUCGUCUCGGCGCCCAAGCCCGGCAGCGGCCCGCUGAUGGAGCGCCGACCCGACCGCGAACUGCCCAGCCUCGAGAGAAUCACGUUCCGGUGGUCGCGCACGCUGCCGCUCUUCGCGGGCGUGAUCGCGCUGGCCUCGGUGGCCAUCUUCAACUACCAGAAGCUGUCGAGCCCCGUGGUGAGCGCGACGCUGUACGCGCUGCGGACGUCGGAGCGGGCGCGCGCGCACCUGGGCGACGAGAUCUACUUCGCGCGCCGGAUCCCCUGGAUCGGCGGCGAGCUGAACCAGGUGCGCGGGCGCAUCGACAUCCACUUCCGCGUCCGCGGCACGCGCGCCGCCGGCGUCAUGCGCUUCGCCAGCCGCCGGCCCAGCCCGCGCGGCCUGUUCGAGACCACCGAGUGGAGCCUCGUGACGGACGACGGGACCGUCAUCGACCUGCUGGAGGAUGGCGAUCCGUUCAGGGGCAUCGUGGGCGGGGCCGAGCUGGAUGAGGACGAGGUUGAGCCGAUGGCGGCGACGAGGGGGUUCAGGAAGUAAUUAAGCCGUGUGUGACUGACUUGUGUUCCUGCUUUUGGUUUUGGCCUGGGACGCGAGGAAAAUAAAAAAAGGAACUGAACUCUUA
Molecule: messenger RNA, 854 nt
Organism: Thermothielavioides terrestris NRRL 8126
Lineage: Eukaryota; Fungi; Ascomycota; Sordariomycetes; Sordariales; Chaetomiaceae
Exons: 2
Coding region: 83-769 (228 amino acids)
Biological process (GO): mitochondrial respiratory chain complex IV assembly
Cellular component (GO): mitochondrial inner membrane
Source: RefSeq, a predicted model, not a curated record